AUGACUGCAAAACAUAGCAACCGACCCAAAACAAACCUCCUCACCACCCCCGGUGAAAUCCGCAACCAGAUCUACUCCUACCUCCUCCCCACCCACGAGACAAUCGUCAUUGCCUCGCAGCGAAAAGACAGCUUUUCGUCGUCGUCGUCGUCCUCCUCCCAACAACACUACAUUGGCAAAUCCCUCCGCCGCGACCUCUCGACCCUCUUUCUUACAAGCAAGCAAAUCCACCUCGAAGCCUCCACCUUCUUUUACAGCAACAACACGUUCGUCCUACCGGGGGACGCCACCUCCUUACCACACCAGGCGCAAGCCAACCUGCUACUGCGCUGGUUCCUCGACCGGAUCGGCGAGAGAAACUGCUCCAACUUGAGAAGGCUAGGGAUCCCGUUCCCGCUGGAGGGUGGUCUGGGCCAACUCCAGCUAGGGGAUGGGUGCGAGCAAGCGAUUGAGGAGGAGGAAGGGGCCAAGAGGAGGAGGUUCAUCUCUGGCUUGGUGAGGAGGUGCCCCAACUUGGAGGAGCUAGAGGUUGAUCUAGGGAGAGGUGACACGCCUAGCCUGGCGGGGACGGCGCCGGUGCCGAGCAAGAUGGAGAUGGCGGGGUCGGUGGAGAGGCUGCUGAGGCAGUCGUGGGCGGGGCUCAAGGCGGUGAGGGUGUACUGGGGCGACCAGGUUAUUUACAAGCGGCGGAGGCGGCGGGCGAGGAGUCUGGAGUAUGGUAUGCCGCCUGAGCAGGUGCCGAUGGGGGAGGAGUGGGUGGUGGUGAAUAUGAGGGAUGACGAGGAGGAUCAGGCUCGGUAUCGGGAACGGUAUUAUGAGCGUCGGGAGUGGAGGCUGGAAGAUGCCGUACAUGACUUUUACUCUCCUUACUCGAGCAUCAAUCUCCGGUCCUCUUUUGCUCUGGAGAGGUACAGGGUCGCUGCGAGAGCUGCCGAAGCUGCCCCGUCGAGGGACUGGUUGAGCAGCCAGCAUCCCAGGAUCGAGUUCGCCAAGGCGUUUCUCAAGUCCCCCUCGCGCGCAAUGAGCGAGAGAAACGAGGAGAAGGAGUGGUGGAGGAUUCGAAGGAAGAUGGCGAGGGAGUACACUGUUUCCUAUUGCUGCACCAUGGCUGGAGGGAGCAGCUAUCGGACCAGGAGCAAGCGGAAGAGGACUACAACCUGGUUGAGGAACACAUUAGCACGACUCUAG
This is a messenger RNA of Podospora pseudocomata, 1188 nucleotides long. RefSeq lists its product as uncharacterized. Bases 1 to 1188 code for a protein of 395 amino acids. NCBI's taxonomy places the organism in Eukaryota, Fungi, Ascomycota, Sordariomycetes, Sordariales, Podosporaceae. The transcript has a single exon. The record is from RefSeq and is a predicted model, not a curated record.